AUGGAGACCGAGGAGGGAGACACUCCAGCAGAUGUGAGGUGUGUCGUGCCUGCGAAAGGGGACAGGCCGGAGGGAGGCCACAUUGAUCCUAUUGACGAGGGUUUCUUCCAGGUUAACCAGAUCGACCCCAUCCAUGAUGUAAACGCUUUAGCCAUCACAGAAAACACGACCCCCUCGGGGGAAGAGAAGAGCGGGGGGAAUAGUACCACCCACACAGGGGGGAUAAAAAUUGGAAUCAACAAAAGGGAUUACGAUUUGUACAUUAGUCAGCUGAAGGAUAAGGGGGUGAAAGAUGUAGAAACAAAUAACGCAGGACAAAUGAGAAGUAGCAUUGGUGAAGGAAAAAGCAACGAAUACGACUCAGACUAUUGUGAUAUAAAGAACUUGGACGGGAGCACCACGGAAUGCUUCGAUGAUGGAGACGCAUGUAAUAAAAGAACAAUGAACACAAUUAUAAGUAGGAUGGACAGUGACCUCACCAACACGGAAGAUGCUCUGAGCAAGGUUAAUGAUAACAGUACCACCUACAUGAGCAAUGAAAAUAAUAUAUGUCUUGUGAACAAUGAGGCAGACGUUACGGACCACACCAACUUCAACCCUAGUUUUGAGUUCGAUGAGAUGGUAGGCCCAACGGAUAAGACCACCUACGUAGAAAAUUGCGAUGGUGUUCAUUUUUUUAAAAAUGGAGAGGCACGUCAGAUUCAAUGUACAGCCGGCGAGGAUGGAAGUGAUGAUCGAAGCGGCAAUUUUGCGGAGCAUAUUGUCAACCCCGAAAUGAACAACACAAUGCCUCUAACCAUCGCGCAACCGUUUGGCGAAACGGAACAGAAAAGCAAAGAGGAUAAAAUACCUAAUCCAGUGAACCCUAAUUUUUGUGAUCAACCCCAUCUGAGCAAACUACAAGAAGUGGUGCACAACAACUACGCCUUUGUGGACAAUAAAGAAUUAUCAACCCAGUUGGGUACCUUUUGCAGUAGAAUUCAAAAUGAUGAAGGGGCGACCUCUGUAGGAGGGGGACCACUCUACCAGCUUAACGGUGAAGGAGAAAUAGAAGCAACAGGGAAUUUACACGACGAGACGGCUUUUCUCGCCAGUACGCACCUGUAUGAGGGGAAAGAUGCACACCAGAGUGACCUGUCUGUGAGACCGACAACUGCACAUGGUGAGCAUCACGUCAACGCAGCGACCCAUUUUUACAUCCAAGGGGGAAUAGAUCAGGGAGAGGACAACGGAAAAAUAUCGGAGCUGCCAAAUCAUUUUGGAGAAAAAAUCACAAGUAAGGGUAAAGAGAACGGCGAAGAAGAAUUACGUACUGAUUCGGAGGAUAAAAAAUUUUUAUUUCAACAGAGGGAGCAAAGUAAUGUGCAUGUGAGUAGCCACUAUCACCAUCUCUAUGAAGACAUUCAUAGGGACACCACUGAGGAGAGCCGUUUGCGCAUGACGAGCAACGGCAUCAGCGACGGAAAUGGAAGCGGCAACGUGGUUUGCUCCAGUGGAGAAAUACACGCAGAAAAUCAUGGCGCCCAGCAGCCAACCCCACCACAAGACGGGGGCAAUACACAUGAUGUGUAUAACGAAACUUUUGCCAUGCCUAAAAAGGUGGGAAGACGGGCAGGAAGGAAAAGUAAAAGUUGUGUCAAUAGGUCUGGAGAGUCUAAUGGUGAUACAAAGGGGGGAGCACGAAUUAGUUUGAAGUCCUCUGGUGCGUGUGACGUCAAUGCCACAGCCGACUGCACAACCGACUGCACUGCAGAGUGUGCAACAGACCGUGCAACAGACCGUGCAGCGGCGGGCGAACACCAAAUGAAUGACCCGACCCUUGGUCAGUCCAAACAUAAUGAACAAGAGGAACAGCCAAAUGGUGACGACCCAGGAAGGGCAAAGAAUGAACAUACGAAUGAGACAUACCCUAGGAGACCCCUCAGAAAUGCCGCAAAAAAAUGCAUUCAUUUAUGGUCAGAGGAAUUAAAGAAAAAAAGCGAAAAGCAUAAUGCUGCUUUGGAGAGGAACAAAAAUAUGAGUGACCAAAGGAAGGAAGAGAGGGCCAUGCGGAGAAAAGAGAAAGUAAUAAAAAAUGGGUCUAAAGUAAUUCUCAGGGGAGGAUUGGGGAAGGGAUACGGUGGAAGAGGUUGGGCCAGAGGGGAAGCCAAAAGGGAUGCGAAGUUUUACCAGGAUGGUGCCAACGGGAUUGAUCAUGUAGGGGAAGAACAGGGAGCACAGUAUGAGCAGCAGGAAGGAGAAGUACAAGCAGGCGAAGUACAUGGAGUAGAGGAAGGCGCUGAAGGAGUGAAUGGCAAGAUGUACUGUGAAGAAGGACAGGAAGUCGUUCAUCACCGACGGGCAAGGGGAAGGCCACCCCAACGAACGGGAAGUCACACAGACCCGAAGGUACGAGAAAGGAACCAAGCAAAUGAAGCUUACAUGAGUGGCCAAAUCAAGCCAGAACAACUCAACCCUGAUACAAACGAAAGAGGAACAAAAGGAGGAAGGAAAAAAAACGACUUGUCUUCUUCCUUAGGACAAGAACACGAUAGCAACAUCCCAAUCCUGUUUAAUGACUCCAUGGAUGAAAGAGAAAUGUUUAAAUAUCUCGACCUGUUGAGACACCUGCCAAGUAAGAAGGGAGGUGCACAGUACAAAUUGCACAAGGCUAUAUUAACAGAAGAAAUGGUUCGAAGGGCAAAAAAAUUCCCACUCGUGCAGGGAGUAUACUUUGACCGGUACCAACAAAGAUGGAGUGUCAAUUGGAAUGAAGAUGGAAAGAGAGUAGCCAAAUAUUUCCCCAUUAAAUUAUUUGGGUUCGAUUAUGCAAGGAGGUUGGCCAUCUAUUGUAAAAAUUUUCAAAAGAUUCCUGAGGAGGCACUUAUAUUUGAGCAGGCCUACCGGGCCAGCCAGCAGAGCAGCAAGCAGAGGAGUGACCAUGCGGAGGGCGCCAACGUUGCUGUUAGCGAGAUGGGCAGCGGCAAUGGCAGCGGCAAGCUCAGACGGGGAGGACCCAGGAAAGGCUACAAGAAGAGGGGUCUCCGAAAGCAGGAUAAUUUGAACGAAGACAAGACGAGCAGCGGAUGUGGCAAGAGGAGAAAAAAUAUUAACAAUUAUCAGGGUGGGGAGAUGGGCAGCACAAUGAGUGAAGGUCAGGGGGACAACCAAGUUGCCAACCAAGGUAUGCACCACGGCGGCGACGAAGGUGGCAACCGCGCCCCAGGAAAAGUCUCCUCGAGUAACUACCCCCUGUGUAGCAAUUACUCCGGUAGUGCGAACAGCGGUGUGGGUAGCGGCCUGAGUAGCGGUGUCAGCAGCGGUGAGAAGAAGGAUCCCAGUUACAGAAGCGACGGGGGCGCGAAGGACAUGGAGUACAGCGGCCCUCCCAAGGGGACCCCCUACUUUCCCGGUGGCAGCCUGCCCAGUUCGCAAGGCGUCGGCGGGGAGUACACGGGCAGCAUGAAUCCCCAGCAUAACCUGCAACACGUGCAACACAUGCAACACAUCUGGGGGGGCCUUGGAAACGUGAACGCACCCGCCGCACGGAACGCUGGUGGUCGGGACAAACAGUAUGUGCAGGGUUACCUCUUCGAGGGGGACUUCCAAAAUGGCGACAUGGCCAAGCAGCAUGACCAUCCACAUAGCGGCCUCCCCAGUGGCGCCCCUUUUGGCUGUACACCGAACCAGCCAAAUGAAGGGUCGAAUAGUGUGAACCCUAGUACAGACCAUGUGAAGGAAGAACAGAAGAACCUCGCACGUGUCGACGCCAGUGCUGACCGAAGCGACCUGGAAAACAUGAUGCUCAUGAGACAGAAGAUGAUAAUGCUUGAACAAGGAACACCAGCGAAUGCGAACAAGUACAUGCCAUUUGCAAAUGCAACCAUGGGAUUCCCCAUCGCGCACUCCAGUAACGAAAUGAGACGCUUCGGAAGCGGAGAGACUCCUUUGGAUGGAGACAAGAGGAUCAUUUCUAUGCAUAACGUGGUGGGCAGUGGUGUGAACAACGCGAAUGAAAAUGAUAAGCAAUUGAGCAGCAAUGCCUUGCCUCAGACAAUGAUGGGGAAUAAUUCAACUGUAGAAAAUGAAAAAAAAAAAAAAAAAAGAGGAAGAAGAAAAAAAGGGGAGUCAAAAAAGAAUCAUUUUGUAUACACAUCAACAGGGACAUCUUCUUCCUUUAAAUCAUCCUCCUCGCACAUGUCCUCCACCUCCUCAUGCUAUAAAAAUAUUGAAAUGCAUUUGUCUUCUAAUGGGCCUUUGCAUGAUAUAGGGGAGGCGCACAGCAGAUGGAGAAAAGGGGAACGGGAAAACACAACAGACGCGGCCGCAGCAGACGCCGCACAUAACUCCAGUUACAAUGAUGACAGGGGUAAUAAUUAUUAUACCACGAAUGAGGACGGAAGACAGGGAGAUGCUGCAACCAUUCAGGUGGUUGAGGAAGAUAAGGUCAGCAGGGCCAACUUGAUGGAAGGCAGGGGUGAUGCAAAUAAUGAUAGCUGCUACCUGCAUGUGGGAACAGGACCAUCUCGAGUGGAACAAGUGCCAGAGGAGGGGAAGGAAGAGCAAGAAGACGACAAUGAUAACGAUUAUGACCACAUGGACGACAAUGACGUGGACGACGAGGCUGGCGGCGACGACGCAGGACGAAACGUAUCCCCCCAAGGUGCAGCCCGCAGCACAGUGGACGGAGGUCGGAACGAAGAACAGGUUGAGAAUGAUGGAAACAAAAUGGAAGACAUACUAAACAUAAACAAGUACAGUGAGAUAGUGAACGGACUAGAUAAUUAUAACCUCAUGAGUAGGAUGAACCAGAUGGGUGUCAAAGUGGAAAGGGAAUUGAUUCCCUUUGGAGGAGGGCUAAAUUUGAAGAGGGAGAAUACGCAGGGAGCGAGUAAGGACAGGUUAAAGGAGGAAGUACACCAGGGGGAAGAAGUCACCGUAGGAGAAAUUCCCAACGGGGGAGACAUCACCCAGGAGAACAACCCCGACGACAUAAACUCAAGAAUUGUAGGUGUCCAUUAUGACAGGAAGCAAUAUAGAUGGAAGGCCACCUGGUACACCUCACACGGAAGGAGAUGUGCCAAGUACUACCCCAUAAAACAGUAUGGCUAUUUGGAAGCGAAAAAAAUGGCCAUAGAAUGUAGGAGGGCAUACAAUGCUUAUAAAAAGUUAAAGAAGGAUCCUGAAAAUGGAAUUGAAGAAGCAGAAUUCAAUUUCGAUAGCACCAUUUUCCCAAAGGAAUAUUAUAUAACUCUAUUUGAGAAUGAUGAAAAAAAGGAUGGUUACUUUUGGAACCCUAAAAAGAAUAAAAAGACGGGGAAAAGGAAUCCGCUUCUAGACAAUAAUGAAAAGCAGAGGAGACACUACAAUGAGGCUUUGAAAAAAAUUACAAACAUUAAAUAUAAAGACCUUUCCCAAUUGAAUGAAUUUAUGGCGAGGAGGAAUGACGGCGAAGUGUCUACUUAUGCGUCCAUGGCGAUGGGAGUGGAUGUUGUCGAGGGGUCCAAUUUGUUCGCGCCUCCUGCACACCCGCACAGGUUGCAUGUUCAGCUUGAGCAAGAGGAGCAGGGGGAGGGGGGAGAAGACGACGAGGUGGUUGAUGAGGAGGACUACUCCGGUGCUCACUUGGACACGACAGGAAUGGGGGCAUACCAGGGUGGAGCGUUUCAGGCGGCAUCACACACCCAUCUUGCUACGACAAACCCAAGUGCAGAUACGACAGCCACAAUGAGCAUGAGAAAUAUUGAUAAUGGCACCCCUCCCAUCCAGGAGAAUGAACAAAGCGAGGAAUGGACCACUCUACAAGGAGUAUACAAUAAAGAAGCGAUUUUCCAACCCGGUUGCUGCAACGUGAUGAGUGAGGAAGAAAACCAUGUAACGUCAAAAGGAUGUUCAGCUCAUGUGUCUUCAAAUUCAUGCUCCACGCAAAACGUGUCCUCCCUCCUUUCGUUAUACUACCUCUCUGAAAAUAUCCUGAAAUUUCAAAAGGGAACCAUCAAGUGUAUUCUGCAAGACCUCAGAGACAACUGCCUUUCCAAUCUGGCCUACGACAUUCAAAAUAUAACCUUUCAGGAGUAUUACAUGGCCAUACAUUACCUGAACAGGUAUGUGGAGGACUCCAACUGCUACGAUGAUAUUUUUUUUCUGUUGAAAAUUUUAGCCAAAAAUUUGGAAAUUCGAAAAAUUCCUAGCUUGUAUAAUGAAGAGGAGCAGAAGGAGUUGCUAAACUCCCUGACCGUUAUCACCAAACAGAUGAAGAGCGGCUACUCGUACUUCACCCCGGACCCUGUCAGGAGUUCCAGUGACGGAGGGGACACGGCAUCCGGCAUGUCGCCCUCCGACCGCUUCUCCGUCAUAUUCCAGUAG
This is a messenger RNA of Plasmodium fragile, 6345 nucleotides long. RefSeq lists its product as uncharacterized. Gene Ontology annotation, molecular function: DNA-binding transcription factor activity. The coding region runs from base 1 to 6345 and encodes 2114 amino acids. NCBI's taxonomy places the organism in Eukaryota, Apicomplexa, Aconoidasida, Haemosporida, Plasmodiidae. The transcript has a single exon. The record is from RefSeq and is a predicted model, not a curated record. Gene Ontology annotation, biological process: regulation of DNA-templated transcription.